This is a messenger RNA of Gossypium raimondii (Peruvian cotton), 3292 nucleotides long. Its product is annotated as dynamin-related protein 3A. Bases 255 to 2741 code for a protein of 828 amino acids. The transcript has 20 exons. NCBI's taxonomy places the organism in Eukaryota, Viridiplantae, Streptophyta, Magnoliopsida, Malvales, Malvaceae. Gene Ontology annotation, cellular component: mitochondrion; peroxisome; cytoplasm. Gene Ontology annotation, molecular function: microtubule binding; GTP binding; GTPase activity. Gene Ontology annotation, biological process: mitochondrial fission; peroxisome fission. The record is from RefSeq and is a predicted model, not a curated record.
GCAUUGGAGAACGCAUAGCUAAAAUGAAUACCACAGUAAUAAAUUAAUUAAUAUAAUUCCCAAGCCACAAUUACAUAGUCUGCUUCAAGUUCAAUCAUACGAUCAAAGCUUCAAGAUCUCUUUUAUCUCUAGUAAACACAAAGCAUUAGAAAAGAAAAAGAAAAAUAAAGAGUCAGUUCCAAAACCUAGCUUGAUAGCAUUUUCAUAUAAAAUCCUGUAAAUCUUUUCAUCAAUCGAUCAAUCAUUAAAAUUCAAUGGCUGAAGAAGCGGCUGCAUCGACGCCGCCUCAAUUAUCCGCGGCUCCUUUGGGAUCUUCCGUUAUACCGAUUGUGAACAAGCUACAAGACAUCUUCGCGCAGCUGGGUAGCCAGUCCACCAUAGAGUUGCCGCAGGUGGCGGUGGUCGGAAGCCAGAGUAGUGGCAAGUCCAGCGUACUUGAGUCACUCGUUGGCCGUGACUUCUUGCCUCGCGGUUCUGAUAUCUGCACGCGCCGCCCUCUCGUCCUUCAGCUCCUCCAGACCAAGCGUAAACCUGAUGGUUCUGAGGAGGAGUAUGGCGAGUUCCUUCACUUGCCUGGAAAGCGCUUCUAUGACUUUUCUGAGAUUCGCAGGGAGAUUCAGGCUGAGACAGAUAGGGAGGCUGGAGGAAACAAAGGUGCGUCAGACAAGCAAAUUCGACUUAAGAUUUUCUCCCCAAAUGUUCUUGAUAUCAAUCUUGUGGAUCUUCCUGGAAUCACAAAGGUUCCUGUGGGUGACCAGCCCUCAGACAUUGAAGCUCGAAUUAGAACAAUGAUCAUGUCGUAUAUUAAACAGCCAAGCUGUCUGAUUCUUGCUGUUACUCCUGCAAAUUCAGACUUGGCAAACUCUGAUGCACUUCAAAUUGCUGGAAAUGCUGAUCCUGAUGGUUAUAGAACCAUUGGUGUUAUUACAAAGUUGGAUAUAAUGGACCGAGGUACUGAUGCUCGUAACCUGUUGCUUGGAAAAGUGGUUCCUCUUCGACUUGGUUAUGUAGGUGUUGUAAAUCGAAGUCAGGAGGAUAUUUUACUCAACCGGAGUAUCAAGGAUGCCCUUGUUGCAGAGGAGAAGUUCUUCCGCAGUCGUCCAGUAUAUACUAGUCUAGCUGAUCGUUGUGGUGUUCCUCAAUUGGCAAAGAAGUUGAACCAGAUUUUAGUACAACAUAUAAAGGCAAUACUUCCUGGCCUGAAAUCACGCAUUAGUUCUGCACUGGUUUCUGUGGCAAAGGAGCAUGCAAGCUAUGGAGAAAUUACAGAAUCAAAGGCUGGCCAGGGAGCUCUUCUCCUGAAUAUUCUUUCGAAGUACUGUGAAGCAUUCUCAUCAAUGGUAGAGGGGAGAAAUGAAGAAAUGUCUACAUGUGAGCUGUCUGGUGGAGCAAGAAUUCAUUACAUUUUCCAAUCAAUUUUUGUCAAGAGCUUAGAGGAGGUUGAUCCAUGUGAAGACUUGACCAACGAUGGCAUUCGAACUGCCAUUGAGAAUGCGAAUGGUCCUCGAUCUGCACUAUUUGUUCCAGAAGUUCCGUUUGAAGUGCUUGUUCGAAGGCAAAUAGCACGUUUGCUAGAUCCAAGCCUUCAAUGUGCAAGGUUCAUAUAUGAUGAGUUAAUAAAGAUUAGCCAUCGCUGCAUGGUGAAUGAACUGCAGCGAUUUCCUGUUCUGAGAAGACAUAUGGACCAAGUUAUUGGGAACUUUCUCCGACAAGGCCUCGAACCAUCUGAGACAAUGAUAGGACAUAUUAUUGAAAUGGAGAUGGAUUACAUAAAUACUUCUCACCCAAGUUUUAUUGGUGGGAGCAAGGCUGUAGAACUUGCCAAUCAGCAGAUAAAGAAUUCCAGAGUUCCUUUACCUAUCAGAUCAAAGGAUGGUUCAGAGCCUGAUAAGGCACUUACUUCUGAAAGAAGUAAUAAAUCUCGGGCUAUUCUUGCAAGACAAGUUAAUGGAAUCGUUGCUGAUCAGGGAGUCCGUCCUGUUGCAGAUGGUGAAAAACUUCCAUCUACUGGAAGCACAAGUAUUUCAACUUGGGGUAUUCCAUCAAUAUUUGGUGGCAGUGAUAACCGCACAUCAGUGAAAGAGAGCUCAACAAACAACAAGCCAUAUAGUGAACCUGUUCAUGAUGCUGAACAUUCCUUUUCCAUGAUCCAUCUCAGAGAGCCCCCAACUGUAUUGAGGCCUUCAGAAGACCGUUCAGAAACUCAAGCUAUUGAAAUUGCUAUUACCAAACUGCUCUUAAGAUCAUACUAUGACAUUGUUAGGAAGAACAUAGAGGACUCUGUGCCCAAAGCAAUUAUGCACUUCUUGGUAAACCAUACAAAACGUGAACUUCACAAUGUCUUUAUCAAAAAGCUCUACAGAGAAAACCUGUUUGAAGAAAUGUUACAAGAACCUGAUGAGAUCGCUUCUAAGAGAAAACGUACUCGAGAAACACUUCGAGUUCUCCAACUGGCAUUCAGGACAUUGGAUGAAUUGCCAUUGGAAGCUGAAACAGUUGAGAGGGGAUAUAGUCUGGGUUCUGAUCCAACAGGGCUGCCGGAGAUUCAUGGACUGCCAACAUCAUCAAUGUAUUCUAUAAGUAGUAGUUCAAAUGAUUCUUACACAGCUUCUUCCAAAAACCCAAAACCUCGCAAGUCAGCUCACUCGGGCGAACUACAGUCACACUUGUUUGACAAUGCAGAUUCAAAUGGAAAUGGGCGCCAUUACAUGCCAGGCCUCUAUCCCACAGUUUAUCUGUAAGCCAUUUGAACGUGAAACUGUGCAGGUUGGUCCAAGUUUCUUUUAUCAAAUAUGGAGGCGUUAUAUUCAUUUGAUUGCUUAGUCUAAUUUUUUUCCCUCAAGAUCUUCAGAACUCCUCCAACCAAAGCUGGCAUAUCGGUAAGUUGGUGUUAUUUCCUAGCUUUUAUGCAUUUUAUUUUGACUCCAUAUAUUUCCUUGUUCUACUGCCAUAAUAUAGGGUUAUUUGCAUUGUUUAUCACUCCGGGAAGAAGUAACUUGCUCUUUUUUUUUGUCAGAAAUGAUAGUUUUCUGUUCCUAUAACCAUUCUUUUCGCAAUCUCUUUUCGCUCCCCUAUUUGUUAACAUCAGGCAGUAAACACAGCCGACUAUUUGGGUGAUAAUGCAUUUGGAUCAAGAAUGUUAGCCAUGGAGUCUGUGUCCGUUGGCCUGGUUGUUUUUUGGUUUUGCCUGUAAAGAAACGGAUAAUUGCAAUUUUGGAUUCCAUAAUUUCGGCAGAAGUUGAAGAAUAAUAAUCAUAAAAGCUAUGAAAAUUACUGUUGUUUCAUUGUAAAA